Molecule: messenger RNA, 2760 nt
Organism: Daphnia magna
Lineage: Eukaryota; Metazoa; Arthropoda; Branchiopoda; Diplostraca; Daphniidae
Exons: 16
Coding region: 212-2524 (770 amino acids)
Cellular component (GO): cytoplasm; membrane
Molecular function (GO): hexosyltransferase activity
Source: RefSeq, a predicted model, not a curated record
AUGAAAACAGAAAUUUCAAACAGUGAAAAUCAGUGUGGUGUAAGUGACGGAGAACUGCAGUUGUCAUUUUUACCUGAAUAAAUAUCAAAGUGUAUACUUCAAGAUAAAUACAGAGAAACCCACCGAAACGGACAACAAUUUUCAGCACUCAAACGUUGCGCCAGCCAAACGAAUUUGAAAAGCAGUUGUUCCAGAUCGCAUUACAUCUGCCAUGGAACUUUCUCAACGUGGUCCGAAAAAGCAGACCUCGUUUGAGCAGUUAGCAGAAACCGGUCCACGUUUUAAAUGUCCAGAUUAUAACGGCAACUGCCAGUUGGCCUCUCUUUUUGCAGCUCAAGGAAUGGAGAUGAAAAAAAUUGAAACUGCCCUUCACCAGUUGAGAAUUGCUGUGAAAGACUGCAAAUUGGUUGACUCCAGCGACGACUUCCUUCUUAAACGGCUAAGAGUGCAAGAUUUCGAUGUAGCUCGAGCCAACAAAAUGCUCAGACAGACAUUGGAAUGGCGGCAAGUAAACGGAGUGGACAGGCUCUUAGAUACGUACACGAUUGGCGAAGUUAUAAAAAAAUAUUUUUCCCUCGGACGAGUUGGAGUCGACAAAUACGGAUGCCCACUCUACGUUACUGCAAUGGGAAGGAUGGACAUCAAAGGGCUUCUGUUGUCUACAAGGAACAAAGAAUUUUCAGAUUACUGCGUUUACACGGAGGAGAAGUAUGUCGAGGCAGCUAGAGAGGAACGUGAACGAACAGGUAGACCAAUCUCGAUGCAUACAGUCAUCUUCGACUUUGAGCAUCUAUCGAUGAAACAGCUAACGUGCAAGCCAGUUGCCUUUGAACUAAUGGUCUUAACCAAGUUACAAUUCGCCCACUACCCUUUAAAUAUGCGUCGGGCAUUCAUCAUUAACGCUCCCAAAUUAUGCUUUCAAAUACUGUUCGCCAUGCUGAAACCGUUCGUAAACGAGACUGUACUCGCGAAUAUGAGAGUUUUCGGCAACGACAAAACAGAGUGGACAUCCGCUUUGCUAGAGGAAAUCGACGCCGAUCAACUUCCCGCUUUUUACGGAGGCACCAUGACGGAUCCUGACGGCGAUCCCAAAUGUCCCAGCAAGUUCAAUAUGGGAGGUGAGGUACCGCAAUCGUAUUACCUGUGCAACAACGCUCCAAUCGCCAAAAAAUACAUGGAAACGCUGCACGUCUUUGCCGGUGUUGGAGGACGAAAGAAACUCAAAUAUAAAAUCGAGACCGUCCCUUCUGUAAUGAGAUGGGAGUUUAUGUCUGAAGGAGGCGACAUUGAAUUUCGAGUUUACAACAGCAAUUUGAAAGAUGGAGAAGAUUUAAUCCCACCUAACAGAGUCGAUAGCCAUUUGGUGAUGGAAGAAGGUGAAGUGACGUGCCAUCAACCGGGAAAAUACCUGUUUGAAGAAAUGGCCUUUCAUUUACGAGACGCCCCGUACGACGGUGUUGGCAAUUACACUCGGUUUAUGACAGCUCUUUUAGGUCUCAAGGAGCUAACAGAUGUUGAACCAUUGGUGCCUGGUACGGGUCCAGUUAUCAACGAUGUCAGUUCGUUUGAAUACCCUUUCGCUAUCGCCCCUUGUCGAGAGAAACUCACCAAUCAUCGGAGCCUCUUCAUAGCGGUGAUCUCGGCUCCCAGGAAUUUCGAAAGACGCGCCACUAUCCGUCGAACGUGGCCCAAUCAUUUGAAGAACCAAACUAAUUCGAAUAAACCGUUGGACAUCGUAGGAUUCAGCUUCGUUGUAGGGCUCACCAAGGACGAUGUCAUCCACCAAAAACUGAUGGAAGAAAAUGAAAGAUAUCGUGAUAUGCUACAGGUAAACAUGCACGAUAAAUACAGGAAUUUAUCGUUGAAAGUGACAGGUCUGCUGAAUUGGGUGCACCAUUAUUGCCCGCAAGUGGAUUUCGUCUUGAAAGUGGACGACGACGUCUACGUGAACGUGCAUAAUUUAGCGACCGUCCUUCACUCACAUCCGCCUUCCGAGCGCAGUGUCUACGGACGCAAAUGCGGCGGAGACACGAUCUCUGAAAGAAUACCCCGCAACGAUAGCAAAUGGAUAUUUACUUACGAAAGUUGGCCAUGGCGCAACAUUCCGCAAUAUUACCAAGGAGCUGGAAUUGUAAUUGCUGGCAGUGCUGUACGUCCACUGCUGGCGGCCAUUCAGACAACUCCGUAUUUCAUUUGGGACGACAUGUACCUGAUCGGAUUGUGCGCCGUUAAAGCCAGGCUUCGCAUCCGUACGUCGGAAAGCAUCUUCGUUGAUUGGCCGAAGAAUUACGCCGACCCGUGUUUCGUGCGCAACGCUGUAACGUGGACAUUGAAGUCGUCAGAUCAGAUGAAUUCAUCGCACUUUGUAACCCACAAUUUGUAUCGGAAUUCAACUGCGUCGCGUUGCGUCGUCCGCACUUACGACGUGGGCCCAAACGUGACGUUGGUCAACCAAUUAGAAAGCCAAAUUAACGAAACCGCCAUCGCAUCCGAGUUUCCUUUCGGUUUCAUGGAGCAAAACUGAUGAAUUCAAAAGAUCCGUACCAUCUGGCAGUAGGUGCUGCGAUGUCCCAUAACACAUUAGUUACCUAAUUCCUAAUUGAACAUAUACGUAAUCUGCACAUACGUUACCUUGAAUUCCUAAACAUUUUCUUUUCGUCCAGCAUUCCCCAAUGCUGAUAUGAUGUACUCGAUCACCUUUUAUCUGUAUCUGUUUGAUUAAUCCAACAAGUAAUCAAAAAAAAAAACGUGUGUACUGUA